AUGGCGAUUACGUUUUCAGACCUCCACACUGAGCAAGGUCUUAAACCCGUCGAGGAACACCUCUCCGGAAAAACUUACAUCUCCGACGAUCAGCUUUCACUGGAUGAUGUGAAGGUUUACGCUGCCGUGUUGGAGAAACCAGGUGAUGGCUUCCCAAAUGUUAGCAAGUGGUAUGAUUGCGUGGCUUCCCACCUCGCUAAAAGUUUCCCCGGGAAAGCCGUCGGAGUGAAAAUUGGUGGGGGUAUUGCUCAAUCUGAAGCUCCGAAAACAGAGGCACCUGCUGCUGCUACUGGAGCUGAUGCUGAUGAUGAUGAUGAUAUUGAUCUUUUCGCUGACGAGACUGAGGAUGAGAAAAAGGCUGCAGAGGAGAGGGAAGCUGCUAGGAAGGAUACCAAGAAACCUAAAGAGAGUGGAAAGUCGUCUGUGCUACUGGAUGUAAAGCCAUGGGACGAUGAAACAGAUAUGAAGAAGUUGGAAGAAGCUGUCCGUAGUGUUCAGAUGCCUGGUCUUUAUUGGGGAGCUUCGAAACUGGUACCAGUUGGUUACGGGAUAAAGAAACUCACGAUUAUGAUGACAAUUGAUGAUGACCUUGUAUCUGUCGACAACCUCAUUGAAGACCAUCUCACCUCAGAGCCUAACAACGAGUACAUCCAAAGUGUCGACAUUGUCGCUUUUAACAAGAUUUAG
This is a messenger RNA of Eruca vesicaria subsp. sativa (arugula), 687 nucleotides long. NCBI's taxonomy places the organism in Eukaryota, Viridiplantae, Streptophyta, Magnoliopsida, Brassicales, Brassicaceae. The record is from the annotation of a GenBank genome assembly.